This is a messenger RNA of Bipolaris sorokiniana ND90Pr, 1225 nucleotides long. RefSeq lists its product as uncharacterized. The coding region runs from base 33 to 968 and encodes 311 amino acids. The transcript is spliced from 2 exons. The record is from RefSeq and is a predicted model, not a curated record. Lineage: Eukaryota; Fungi; Ascomycota; Dothideomycetes; Pleosporales; Pleosporaceae.
GACUGCGAUAUCUGCAAUCAAGAAUACAAAAUAUGUCUCGAGCGCGCAUCUUCCUCAAUCGCACUCCUUUCACAGCGCCUUGUCGGGCUUCGCGCCAAUUCGUCCGCCACUCCCGCAAUGCCCAAAUCCUCGAGCUUCCCCUCCAAUCCCGCAUCCGCUGGUCCUACCUGUGGUACGCCAGCAUCCUCGCCCUAGGAAUAACAACUGGCAUGGGUGCCCGCCAUUUCGCUGCGCCGCUCGGUCUUCCUGAGCCCGGUUCGCCAGAUGAUGACCUAAUCCUUGAUUCCCUCAGCCGCGACGUUGACGCUCUGGAGAUUGUACAAUCACUCCGAUCGCAAUCAUACAACCUACACACCGAUACUGCCCUCCGGUCAGGACCAGGAUUGACGUCUGCACCUGCUCCCGGAAGUCGGAAGAUAUCAGCUUACAAAGGAUGGCUGGAGCUGGAUUUAGAUUUCGGUAGGGAGAAUGACGGGAAGAAAGGCGUUUUGGGUACUAUGGGCGGGGCAAGGGGACUGGGAGUGCAGAGGGCAUUUUGGAAUGCCGAGACCAGAGAGAUGGUGGCGGUGGUAUGGAUUGGAGGAGGACUGAGUGGCUGGCCAGGCGUCGCGCAUGGAGGGGCUAUAGCGACUAUCUUUGAGGAGAUUUUUGCGAGAAUGGCGAAGGGUCCAGAUGGACUUGUUGAACCAGUCCAUCGCCCCGACUCUCUUUCCUUGACCUACGCGAAACCUACGCACAGCCUCGAUUUCUACGUCAUACGCGCUGCUUUCUCCAAACCUGAUCUGCCACAGUCUGAACCACCACCUGAGCCGGAAUCUGAACCUACAAAGAGCUGGUUGGCAUGGCUGUCACCAAAGAAGGACCUCACAAAGAAGCCACAGGCUUCCAAUCAGGAGAUCAUUGCGACCCUUGAGAAUAUCAAGGGGGAGUUGUGUGUAAAAGCUAAAGGCACUUUUGGCAAAUUGUGAUUGAAUUGAUAGAAGGUAUGACGGAAAAUUUGGGAGCGCAGUAGCGCAGAGUCGGUAAUCCGAUGUGCACAAUGAGAUACCCACGAGCGAAGAGCGAGUUUUGAAAUGCACCUACCCCUGUCUCAACAACAUGCGUUUAAUUUUAUGUUGAGCCAUAAAUCAAUCGGGAGCUUUGAUGUGCGCACUAUGUGGAAACUGUUUUCUCAGUACACGCUCGUUUUAGAAGUUUACGGGGUUGCCAGAGUUUUUCAAUGCCA